Messenger RNA from Aspergillus puulaauensis, 1425 nucleotides. RefSeq lists its product as uncharacterized. The coding region runs from base 1 to 1425 and encodes 474 amino acids. Lineage: Eukaryota; Fungi; Ascomycota; Eurotiomycetes; Eurotiales; Aspergillaceae. The record is from RefSeq and is a predicted model, not a curated record. The transcript has 2 exons.
AUGGAUAUCUGGUCUGGUACCAUUGUGCUAGAUGAUCAAUCACGGCUUCAAGGCCUACAACUUAUCGAUCGAUCUGCUAGCUGGCAGUCAGAUAUACUCAAGCUCUCUACUUUAGGCUUUAAAUCCUUCGUUAACCCAGCUCUUAUCCCACUUUACGCUCGCGUUGGUCCGAACCUCGAACUCCAUACAAGUGACCCGGAAACCUCCCGAUGGCUGAAACACAAAUUGCUGGAUAAAAUCUGGCUAGAGGAUGAUGACUUGGACCAUUUUCAGUCCAUUCAGUGUCCGGUUGGGUUUCUCGUGAACCUUCAUGGCGCGACACGACCAAGAGCCUCCGGGCCAACCACCACCGACCUGCUGGUGUACGGCAUUCUGUCCACCGCAACAUCAUAUGAGCGGCCGCCUACGCCACCUGUAUCGUCAUCGCCCGAAACAGAAGAGGCUGUUUUGGGAACCGCUCACCAGGAAUUGAGGAUAUAUGCAUCGCCGAUUUCUGCGUCCCUUAUUACCAGAGCGCAAGCCCUUCCAAAUCGUGAGGAGCCCGGGACAAUUGCUGGCCAUGAACCGUUCGCACAUUUUCUACCGGAUAUUAAUUCCCCCAGCCCCAAGCGCAAGCGUGUGGAAACGCUAUUCGAAUCCGUAGCGCAGCAUCAUAAGCGAGUACAACACAAAGGAGGCGAGGCUGUAUCGCUGUUGAUGGCCCAGAACCUUUCACAACCUUCACAACAGCUACAGGGUUACAGGGUCAAGAGAGAAUCAGAGGAACCUAACCUUCCAACAUUGAGCAAGAUUGCCUCCCAUCGGCCCAGAUCGCUCUCGAUCAGCUCGAAUCUCAAUCCUAACAAGGGGUUAGAAACCCGUGCCGAGCAUUCGCGGCCUAGCAGCAGCCGAGGCCAUGCGCGUCAACAUUCUACCAAGCGAGGGACACCGGCGCCAGGGCUAUCAACGGAAAUCCCGUCGCGGAGGGAAAGCAUGCUUUCCCCUACAUUACUAUCUUCCGAAGGCAAGGAGGAAUCGGGGUUGAAGAUCGCAGAGACCAUCAUCUCCGAUAAUAAAAACAUCAUAACCCGUACCAUAUUGACCUGUAUGCGGCUGUAUGGGUUCAACCGGACCACUCGACCUGCAUCCUCUAACAAAAAUCUAUCCCAUAACGAUAUGGCAUCCCUUCAGAACGAAGGGAAGGACUCACAUGGUCCCGGCGACAACACGGCUCUGUCUACUUUCAAUUCAUGCAGUGAUGAAGAUGAAUUUAAAGCCAUGUACCACGCGACUUAUCGUGCGUCCACAUUUGCGCUACGGAAAUAUUUGAGAGAGCCGGCCAUGAGCGAGGACGGCUCGAAAUUGGCGGUCCCUGUUCUGGAGAAAGGAAAAGCAAUGGCAUAUAUUGAUGGAUUCUUGAAGCUAUUUUGCGAGGAGGAACAUUGA